CCUGACCAUUCCAAGGAACUCAUCAUGGUUUUUACAAUGAAGUUAUCAGCUUCGCUUCUCUUACUUUUAUUCAUUUCCUACCAUUAUGUUUCGGGCGAUAGCAGUCGCAGUAGCGAAGAAGAGGAGGAUCAGCCCUCUGUUGCUUCCAUGGUUCCAGUUGUCCAAGGAACCCCGUCAACAGGCGCCCAAACAUUACCAUCCAUUGACACUGCCGCAGCGAAAUAUAACCUCUUUCACCUUAUUUCAUCAGGUCAGCCUACAGCACCCGAAGCUGAUGAGGAAGAAGAAUCUGUCACAACAGCUGCCCCUCUCAUACUGCCACAUUUACUAAGUACAUCAGCCCCAGUAGUAGAAGAAGAAGAGGAAGAAGAAGGGGUUGCAGGAUUGCAAACGACACAGACACCAUUACCAGAGAUCCAAGUUCCCCUCGAACCAAUUCAACUCCCUAUACCAAGGGUUCCCUUGCCACCUGCACCUAUACCACAACGACCAGUUAUCAUGCCGCCUUAUAGACCAUCGUAUCAAUCAGUCCAGUCUCCUCCGGGGAUAAUUACCAUCUCAUCACCUCCAGUACAAGUCGGCAAUCCAGCCAUUCCAAGACCAAUUGCACCACUUUAUCCUGUGGCACCUGUGAUGCCCGAAAGACCACUACCUCAAAUACCAGCUAAUGACGAUAGUGAUAUCUAUAUUCUAAAAGAGCUUUUGGUUUAUAAUUGAUGAUAAAGUCCCGAAGAUGCCAAAACUACGUUAUAUUUAUUAGAUUAUAAAUUACAGUUGUUAUAUUUAUUAGAUUAUAAAUUACAGUUGUUAUAUUUAUUGUUAUUUAAUAUUUGUAUUUAUUUCUAAUAAAAUGUGAAAAUAAUCAUAGAAAUCG
Messenger RNA from Lottia gigantea (owl limpet), 874 nucleotides. RefSeq lists its product as hypothetical. The transcript is spliced from 4 exons. Lineage: Eukaryota; Metazoa; Mollusca; Gastropoda; Lottiidae. The coding region runs from base 25 to 717 and encodes 230 amino acids. The record is from RefSeq and is a predicted model, not a curated record.